Messenger RNA from Rhagoletis zephyria (snowberry fruit fly), 2791 nucleotides. NCBI's taxonomy places the organism in Eukaryota, Metazoa, Arthropoda, Insecta, Diptera, Tephritidae. The record is from RefSeq and is a predicted model, not a curated record.
CGCCGUACCCGUCUCAGUCAGUGCCGCCGAUGUCCUGCAGAACGCGACCAUCGUCGCGGCCACCACUAGCGGCUCUUCGCUUGCCUCCUCGCCGAACCGCCACUCUGACGAGGAGACUAAGUUCACCAGCAACAACACCAGUCCACUCAACGGACACUCCUCUCCGCAGCAGUCGGCAAAACUAGGAGGUAGUGGUGGUGCUGAUGGCAAAAACAACGGCCAUCAACAGCAACAGCAGCAGCAACUCAUCGUCUCCUCUGCCGCAGACAGUCUGGUGACCAACGGCGACGGACAGCAGACAAUUCUGGUCACCUCGAGUCUGGACGGCAGCGUUGUGACGACCAGCACCAUCACCAGCAACGGCCAGCCAGUUCAUCAACAACAGCAGCAGCAACAGCAGCACACCGAAGUGCAUAUCAAGAGUGAACACCUGCCCCAGCAUCAGCAGCAACAGCAGCAGCAGUCGGCGACAGUAUUAAGCCACCCGGGCGAAUCAGGUCUGGUGCACAUCAAGAGCGAGCCACUUGACCCGCUCCCACCGCUUGCCUCGCCCGCCCAGAUGGUCGACGUGCUGCCGGCCGGCGUGGUGGACCGCUCUCGCGAGCUGCAGCAGUCGCCGCCCGCCACUGUGAUCUCCCUCGCCCCUGCUCAGCCCUAUCCGCCCAACUCCGCCACGCAGCUCACCUUUGCGCCCACCACCUACGACCUCUCCGGAGGGCAGUAUUCAGUUCAGGUAAACGCGGCGACCGUCUCUCCGCAGUACGCCGCUGUCACGCCGACGGCAGCCGCAGCAGCGAGGAGCACCAACGGCGGCGGCACCUUCUACCUGACCACGGACGGAAACUACGUUGCAUAUCGCGAGUGCUACAACCCCGGCGCCACCAUCACCACCACCAACGGCAUCAACAUCAACGGCGGCGGCGGCAUUGUGACCAAUCUGGUGGGCAAUGCACUCGGCGUCGGCGACCAGUACCACACCGUCCGCCAGCACCUCACCACGGCGCUCAACGGACAGCAACAGCAGCAACAGCAGCAGCAGCAGCAAGCAAAUCAACAGCAGCAGGUGGUGAACGCCUACACGACAGUGCCCCUCGUGGGCGACGGCUCCGACGGAACCUCCUUUCUCGACCGGUACCUUCGUCAGCAGCAGCAGCAGCAACCAGUGACAGCGACCACAGUGGGCGUGAAUGGCGCGACGACGGUGACGGUUUCGCCGGCGGCAGUGGCCGUCGUCCCUUCCGGCGUGGCGCCGGUGUCCAAUGGUGUGCACAGUGGCGACCACUAUACCGUUUCCUCGCUGAAUCAGCAUCUUCUAACCGUUGAUUUGCCGUCCCCAGAUAGCGGACUUGGCGGCGACACGACGACGGCCACGCCGCGGCCUGACAAUGCCGCACUUCCACAAAUCUUCGAUUACAGUGGGCUGCAGGCGGCGGCGGCGGCAGGACAGACGACGGGGCUGCUGCCAGUGAAUGUGACCACUGAUCUCUCUGCAGUGGCUGCCACGCCCGGGCAGCAGGUGGUGGUGACCACGCCGGUGGCAGGGUCUGCCGGCAGUGUGACGCCCGCCUCCAUCGGCAAGUCCUCCAACCGGCGGUCCUGGCACGAGUACGGCCGCAACUCGGACGUCGACAAGAUUCAAAUUUCAAAGCUUGUGUCUGACGUUGGUCUGAAGUACUACCUGGAGUCGCCCAUUUCGACCAGUCAGCGAAGGGAGGACGACCGCGUCACCUACAUCAACAAGGGCCAGUUUUACGGGAUCUCACUGGAGUACAUCAACGACCCCGAUAAGCCCAUCAAAGCGGCCACUGUCAAGUCGGUAGUGAUGCUGGUCUUUCGCGAGGAGAAGACCCAAGAGGAGGAGGUGAAGGCGUGGCAGUUCUGGCACAGCCGCCAGCACUCCAUUAAACAGCGCAUCCUCGACGCGGACACCAAAAAUUCUUCCGGUAUUGUGGGGCCGAUUGAGGAGGUGGCUCACAAUGCCAUUGCCUUCUACUGGAACCCUCUGGAGGGGCCGGCCAAGGUGAACAUCGCCGUCCAGUGCCUCAGUACGGACUUUAGCAAUCAAAAGGGCGUCAAGGGCCUGCCACUGCACCUGCAAGUGGACACCUUUGACGACAUUAGAGAGGGCAGUCUGCCCAUCAACCGAGGAUACUGUCAAAUUAAAGUUUUUUGUGAUAAGGGCGCCGAGCGGAAGACUCGCGACGAGGAGCGCCGAGCAGCAAAGAGAAAGAUGAACGCCACUGGAAAUGGUCGCAAGAAGAUGGACGAUAUGUACCACCCGACGGCAGACCGGUCGGAGUUUUACUCCAUGAGUGACCUUCACAAGCCGCCGGUGCUCUUUACGCCCAGUGAAGACAUGGAAAAACUCACCACGGGCGACCUCAACUUCUACGGUCACGGCCCCGAUCUAGGUGAACGAGAUCUGUGUGAUAUGCCGAUGGCCUGUCCGCCGAAGAAGCUCAAGCUGGAGCGCUACCCGAGCACCAAUGAUCGCGCCUCCUUCUCGCCCACAGUGCUCCUGUACGCGAAGCAGGAAAACGAGGAGGUCUUCCACCCGCUACACCUGGUUCCGCCGACGCUGGUCGGCCUGGCUCUUGCUAUUGAAAACAAGUACAAAUUGGAGGCGAAAAACAUUCGCAACAUUUACAAGCGUUGCAAGAAGGGCGUCACAGUACAAAUGGACGACGACAUGGUGAAGCACUACUCGCACGAGGACACCGUUCUCCUCGAGGUGCACCAGAUUGACACUGAAACGCACGACAUUACCCUGGUGGAGUACGACGCCUGCUAA